Molecule: messenger RNA, 1314 nt
Organism: Caenorhabditis elegans
Lineage: Eukaryota; Metazoa; Nematoda; Chromadorea; Rhabditida; Rhabditidae
Gene: C10G11.6
Product: Verprolin-like
Exons: 9
Coding region: 1-1101 (366 amino acids)
Source: RefSeq, marked reviewed
AUGUUUUCAACAACACCAAUUAAAGAAGAAUCAUGGAGACAUGAAGGAUUUCCAAUGAAAUAUCAAUUGGACGAAGACGACGAAGAAGGGCUUGUUCAUUCGCCACAUUCAUCUUUUACCACGGAAAACCUUCGAUCUUCUGAUCCUAUGUUUUUUGAUAUAAAUAGAUGGAAACGAGAAGUUGGAACUGUGAUACGAUCGGAAAAUCAUGUUUUAAUACAUAAUGAUGAUGAGAUCCGAAAUGCAAUUUCUAAAGCAAUGCUCCUUGAUUCUGCAUCUGAACAUUUGCAAAGAAAGAGAAAACGACUCAUUGAUAUUCUAGACGAGCAACGUGUGGAAGAAGGAAUUACUGGAAAGAAAUUAUUCGAAGAAAAGCGGUCUAAAAUACAGGAACAACUUGGUCGUGCAUAUCCAGCUUUGGAGAAUAAAAUAACUAAAGCAUUUUAUCGAUCAAGUCUUCCAAUUGUUUCACCUGAUGUUAGACGUCCUCCUCCAUCUUUAUCAAUUCCGUUGCCACCAAUGCAUAUUCCACCUCCAUCAGUUUAUUUUAUUUCCACUCCAUCAAUUUAUUCUACUGCCAAAUCAUCAACUUCUACAGUUACAUCGAAAUUGUCGAAGGCAAUUAUAACUCCAACACCUCCACAACCUCUGAGUUCUCCACAUUUAUUGCCACCCCGAACUAGUGAUUAUAGAAAAACGUAUGCCGGCAACUUCAAAAGGUCAGAUACUUCAAAAGAAGGAAAGCAUGUGUUUGAUGCAACGAAGUUUAAAGCAAUGGUUCCACGAGAUAACACAUCAUGGCGUACUCCAUUCCAUCCAACUCCUGUUCCUCCUCCAUCAAUCCAUACAUUCCUCAAAGGAUGUCUUCCGUCUCCGUUUGUUCGAAAAAUUCCCGAGAUCACACCUCGGCGGCAUUCAACAGGAACAGAAAACAGACCAUCUUCACCUCUGGGAAGACGUUCACUUCCUCCGCCAGGACUCGUUGGAAUCAAUGUUCGUGGUUUAUUCGUUGGCAAUCGAUCAAACCGUCAACAGACUCCGGAACCCGAUGAAUCACCAAAAAGUAGUAGCUCAUCGGGUACCCCAUCUGAUAGAAAUUAGAGAAAAUGGGUGACUCUUAUCUUUUUUGUGCUUUUAUUUAGCUUUUUUUUCGUUUUUUUGUUAUGACUUUUAGCUUUUAUCCUGUUAGUUUCUUUCUUCUUGGUAAUCAGUUGUGUAGAGAAUCCUAAACAUUUGUGACUUCCCAAAGAAACCAAAGAACCGUUCCUAACAUGGGGCUCCACAAAACAAUCAUUCCAACUUCUCUGCGUCUCU